Molecule: messenger RNA, 981 nt
Organism: Triticum turgidum subsp. durum (durum wheat)
Lineage: Eukaryota; Viridiplantae; Streptophyta; Magnoliopsida; Poales; Poaceae
Source: the annotation of a GenBank genome assembly
AUGGUGCAUCCGGUGGCGGAGGCCGACGAGCGGAGCCCCUUCGGCCGGCUCACCGCCGAGGAGUACUACGCACGCCACGGCGUCACGCACUCCUCAUCCACCUUCGUCAACCCGCGGGGGCUCCGCAUCUUCACGCAGCGCUGGGUGCCCAGCGGGGACGCCCCCAUCCUCGGCGCCAUCGCCGUCGUCCACGGCUUCACCGGCGAGUCCAGCUGGAUGGUGCUCCUGACGGCCGUCCACUUCGCCAAGCAAGGCUUCGCCGUCGCCGCCGUGGACCACCAGGGCCACGGCUUCUCCGAGGGCCUCCAGGCCCACAUCCCGGACAUCACCCCGGUGCUCGACGACUGCGAGGCCGCCUUCGCCCCCUUCCGCGCCGACUACCCGCCGCCGCUGCCCUGCUUCCUCUACGGCGAGUCCCUCGGCGGCGCCAUCGCGCUGCUGCUGCACCUCCGGGACAAGCCGCGCUGGCGCGACGGCGCCGUGCUCAACGGCGCCAUGUGCGGGGUCAGCCCCCGGUUCAUGCCGCCGUGGCCGCUGGAGCACCUGCUCUGGGCGGCGGCCGCCGUGGCGCCCACCUGGCACGUCGCCUUCACCAGGGGGAACAUCCCGGGCCGGUCCUUCAAGGUGGAGUGGAAGCGCGCGCUCGCGCUGGCCAGCCCGCGCCGCACCACGGCGCCGCCCCGCGCCGCCACCGCGCUCGAGCUCCUCCGGGUGUGCCGGGAGCUGCAGGCGCGCUUCGAGGAGGUGGAGCUGCCGCUGCUGGCUGUGCACGGCGGCGACGACACCGUGUGCGACCCGGCGUGCGUGGAGGAGAUGCACCGCCGCGCCGGGAGCAAGGACAAGACGCUGCGCGUGUACCCCGGGAUGUGGCACCAGAUCGUCGGCGAGCCGGAGGAGAACGUGGAGCAGGUCUUCGCCGACGUCGUCGACUGGCUCAAGGCCCGGGCCGCCGCCGGUCCGCACUCCGCAGUAGUUGGUUAG